Penicillium oxalicum is the source of this 321-nucleotide messenger RNA. Its product is annotated as mitochondrial 37S ribosomal protein mS33. The transcript has 4 exons. Lineage: Eukaryota; Fungi; Ascomycota; Eurotiomycetes; Eurotiales; Aspergillaceae. The record is from RefSeq and is a predicted model, not a curated record. Gene Ontology annotation, cellular component: mitochondrion. Bases 1 to 321 code for a protein of 106 amino acids.
AUGUCGCAAUCUCGAAUACUUGAUCUGGUGAAGACGCAAUGUCGCAUCUUCUCCACGACCUUCAAUCCGCAGCGUCUCAGAUUGGGCAAUAAGAUUUUGCGGCAACGGCUUCGAGGCCCUGCACUAGCAGCAUGGUAUCCGAAGAAGAUCGUUUCUUUCCAGGAUUUGCAGAACACAUAUAAGCCUCUCGGCUUGACGACAUUCGAUGAGGCAGAAGAUGACCGCGAGGAGGCUAUUCAAAUCACAAAACUACGAGGAAAGGGACGCCCCAAGAAGAAGAGGACUGCUGCAGAAUCGAGAGCCGCAAAGAAGAAGAAAUAG